This is a messenger RNA of Cyphellophora europaea CBS 101466, 1116 nucleotides long. RefSeq names its product chlorophyll synthesis pathway protein BchC. The transcript has 4 exons. The record is from RefSeq and is a predicted model, not a curated record. The coding region runs from base 1 to 1116 and encodes 371 amino acids. Gene Ontology annotation, molecular function: zinc ion binding; (R,R)-butanediol dehydrogenase activity. Gene Ontology annotation, biological process: butanediol biosynthetic process. NCBI's taxonomy places the organism in Eukaryota, Fungi, Ascomycota, Eurotiomycetes, Chaetothyriales, Cyphellophoraceae. Gene Ontology annotation, cellular component: cytoplasm.
AUGGGUUCAGACACGAUGAUGAAAGCGGCGAGAUUUCACGCCGCCAAGGACGUACGCAUAGAUGAGAUCCCUAUACCAAAGACCAAGCCGGGUUACGUUCGCAUCAAGCCCGAAUACUGUGGGAUAUGCGGCUCGGAUCUGCACGAAUAUGAGGAUGGCCCUCAUAUCAUUCCUCAGCCUGGGACCAAACAUCCGUUGACGGGCGAGGGCCCUCCAGUUGUGCUUGGCCACGAAUUCAGCGGAGUGAUUGAUGAGAUUGGGACGGGCGUGGCAGGCCUUAAGAAAGGGCAACGGGCAGCCAUCCAGCCCAUCAUCUUUGAUGAGGACUGCCUGAACUGCGGUCAAGGUCUACCCAAUUGCUGUGCCCAAUUCGGCUUCAUCGGGCUGUCUGGAGGAGCGGGAGGCAUGAGCGAGUAUGCCUGCGUCCCAGCCAGUGCGGUCAAGCCGCUCCCGGACGACUUUCCGCUCGAUAUUGGUGCACUGGUCGAGCCACUUGCCGUUGGAUGGCAUGCUGUUGCUGUGUCACCCUAUAAGGAUGGAGAUAGCGUACUGGUAUUGGGAGGCGGACCAAUUGGACUGGCCGUAGUAUUUGCUCUGUGCGGCAAAGGUUGCCAGAACAUCAUCGUCUCCGAGGUAUCGAGACAAAGACGAACAUUCGCGAAAGAAUUUGGCGCACAUCAUGUCAUUGACCCUUCCUCGCAGGACGCUGUCAGUGAGGUCAAGAAGUUGACCAAGGGUUAUGGUGCUGACGUUGGCUUCGAUGCCGCCGGUGUCCAGGUUGCAGUUGACUAUGCAAUCAAAGCUGUCCGAGCUCGUGGGACCCUGGUCAAUAUCGCGUUGUGGGGCGCAAAGCGCGUGGCCCUGGACAUGAUGGAUAUGUUGUUCGGAGAGCGGAAGUAUCAGGCGGUGGUCACUUACACGGCAGGUGAUUUUGAGGCGGUCAUUGACGCGAUUGCGACAGGAAAACUUCAACCCAAAGGCAUGAUUACCAAAGUACUAGCUGUGGAUCAGGUGGAUGAAGGCUUCAAAGCUCUCGUCGAAGACAAAGACAAUCAGGUCAAGAUCUUGGUUCACGUUGGCAAAUUGAGAGAAGCUGCUGCUAACGGGACAAUGUGA